UGACCGCACUUGACCUUCUUCUUCAAACCAGCCGAUCGACCACAUCACACAACUGCAACCACAACCCAAGAAACCGUCAAAGGUCCUUCACUCAAGCACCAGGAUCUUUCCCUCCCGAAUCUAGCCAGAUAGUCAGGGCUUAUCAACCAAGGGCAAAAAAAUAAACAGAUAGAGAGAACAUUGAGAUUUUACUUUCCAAAUCAGAAAAAAGAUGGUGGUUUUAUCAGCGUCGAUCGUCACCAAGGGUGGAAGGCCAAAACUGACCUCAUCAAUGCGUUUUGUAUUUUUCUGAAAUAUUCCCAACUUGACAGCUGUGAUUUCGAGACAAUUUCGAGAGUUUCCACGUGCACGCUUAGAAUCCUUACUAGCCACCUUCCCGAAGCUGAUUCCGCCGUCAUCCCAACACACUGUGAUUGACGAUCCGACCUCGGCGAUCCGAUACGUCUAUCAACCAUUGGAGGAUCUAUGGCUGGUCAUCCUGACCAAUCGACAGAGUAACAUCUUGCAAGACAUCGACACCCUCCAUCUGCUCUCGAGGAUCGUCUCGGACUUCUGUCGAGGAACGGUCACCGAGGCUGAGGUCCUCGCCAGGAGCUUCGAGGUCCUCAGUAGCUUCGAUGAGGUCGUCUGUAUGGGAUACCGUGAGAAGAUCGACUUGAAUGGAAUCCGGAGCGUGAUGGAGAUGGAAAGUCAUGAAGAAAAGAUUCAAGAGAUCAUUGCCAAGAACAAAGAACAAGAGGCCAAGGAGGAGUUAAAGCGCAGGGCCAAACAGCUAGACUCCCAGCGUCGCGAGGCUCUCAAACGUGGCCAAUCGGAUGUGUAUUCAACCGGAAUGGGCUCGGGAGGGGGUUACGAUCGACCAUAUCAGCCUUCACAGCCUGCGGCCCCUGUGGUCCGAGAAGACCCAUACUCAAGUCGGACACCCGUCGCCGCCAAGCCAUUCAAAACAAAAGGGAUGCAACUUGGUAGUAAAUCCAAGUCACAAGGGGUCUUGGGAGACGAAUACGCUGCACAGGGCCCCUGGCCUCCGGUCUCUGUUGUUCAAAGCUCCGAACCCGCGGCUCAGCCUAGCAGUGCUCCGCCAGCUUCGGCAGCAAAAGCGGCGGAUCUGAAUCCAUUUGCGCCAGAGACGCAGGAAGAUGUGCAUCUGGUUCUACGAGAGAAGCUUUCAGCAGAGCUAGCUCGGGAUGGCGGCCUGGUGCCCAACUCGACCGGAAUCAACGUCUCGGGUUCCUUGGAGUUGAAGGUGGCUCCCGAGAGCGAGACGAAGAUCUGGGUGACCCUCAACCAUGGGGUCGCCAAGGGGGCCAUCCCCGCCAGUGACAUCCAGUUCAAAACCCAUCCUAAUGUCGACAAAAAGGCGUGGGCGGACAGUCGGGUGAUUAAGUUGAAAGACGCCGAACGCGGAUUUCCUACCAAACAGGGCUUGGCCGUCUUGAAAUGGAGACUUACGACGAAGGAUGAAACUUUGAUUCCUAUCUCGAUCAACUGUUGGCCUACUACUAAUGAUGAUGGAGGAUGUGAUGUGAACAUAGAAUACGAAGCUGAGAACGAGAAUGUGCAGUUACACAACCUAGUGAUCACGAUUCCAUUACCGGAGGGUUCGUAUCCGAAGGUAGCCCAAUGCGACGGGUCGUACGAGAUCAGGACCGAGGAGAGUCCGGUUCUUCAAUGGAAGAUCGAGGGGGAUGAUGAGGGUGUUGCGCCGAGUGGGGGCUCGAUGGAGUUCAACUGUCCCGACUCGGAUCCGGACUCGUUCUUCCCGGUCUCAGUCGACUUUAUCUCUCAAAACAUCCUCUCUCAGGUCUCCGUCACUCAAGUUGCCGCUGUUGUUGGGGACGAGCCAAUCGAGUUCUCGAGUGAUACUUUGUUAUCGACUGAGGAAUACGCCGUCGUUUAAUCUUCUCUCUGCUCCUUCCCCUUCUCUCCCCUCCUCCCCUUUUUUGUAUGUGUUUGAUCUUUGCUUUGUUGACUGCUUUUAUUGUGUCUUGGCUUGUGUUGGCAGUUGGUGCGUGUGUGUGUAUGGAGAGAAACAGAUAGAACGAAUAAAAAGAAAAACAUGUUUUUGUUUUUUUUUCCCUUGUUCUGGUUUCUCUUAUCAUGAGACAAGAAAAAUUGAAAAUGUGUCUGGUCUCCUUUUCUUCAUUUUAAUGAAAGAGUUUUUUUUUUUUUUUUUUCAAAACAGAGAAUACAUAGAAGGCUUUUUUUUC
Molecule: messenger RNA, 2210 nt
Organism: Puccinia graminis f. sp. tritici CRL 75-36-700-3
Lineage: Eukaryota; Fungi; Basidiomycota; Pucciniomycetes; Pucciniales; Pucciniaceae
Exons: 11
Coding region: 632-1900 (422 amino acids)
Biological process (GO): Golgi localization; retrograde vesicle-mediated transport, Golgi to endoplasmic reticulum; endoplasmic reticulum to Golgi vesicle-mediated transport
Cellular component (GO): COPI vesicle coat; cytosol
Source: RefSeq, a predicted model, not a curated record